GUCAAACUUCAAAAUCUAACAUGUCACCAUUGGACUGUCACCAGAUGCCCGUACGAUAUUAAAACCGCGGCGGAGUCUUCUGCCAUGCACAAAAUCAAGAUUUACAGAUCUUGAUAUGCGGUGAUACUCUCCCAACACUACUACCAAUUUUGUUUUAAUAAAAUAAUUAUCAGAAAUCCUUUUUUGGAAUUGAAAUUUUGCACAAUCACAAGUUUAGGCGUCGUACGGGCAACCAAAUUAACCAUUUCAUAAGCUCUUUCGGGGGAAGACUUCAAAUCUUGGUCGACCACCAAGACAGGUCUUGAAUCACUGUACAGAUUUCGUUUUUUUUACACACUUUUGACAAUGGCUGAGGCGGACGAACUCGCCAACAAAAUGGCGGACUUGACCGUCCUUUCGUUUAGGAAGGUGGAUGACGUGAAACGCUUGGCAAAGCAUUUCCAGAAGAUUCUGAACAACCCGAUCACGCAACAGAACGCGGUUGUUCACAAGUAUUUGAGUGAUCUUAACGAGACGCACAAAAAAGUGUUCCUUCAAAAACGCGAAGGUGUAGAAGUAGAGUAUAUUUUUACGACUGAAAAGAAGAGUAGCCUUCAGAGGCAACGCUUCAACAGUCUGCCAGUGAGCGAAGUACCUGAGUUAUUGAAAGCGGAACUGCUGACCGAUGAGAAUGCAAAACAAGUGCACAUUUGCACCGACUGUCAGGUCGAAAUAGAGUUGAAUGACGAGGAACCUCUUAUGGAAUCGCUGCAGCGACAUUUUAACUUAGAAGUGCACUUGCCCAAGUUGAAACGAGAGAGUGUGGUGGACGUGUCCGAGCCUGUCGUCCUACCAAACAUGUCCAGGAGACUCUCUGCUAUGGAAUGUGGGGAAACUCCAGCUCAAAGUUUGGAUCAGAUCAUGCAAAUGGUCAAGCCUAUGGAGAAGUUGGAUCGCACGUUUUUGGCCAGGCUGGAGACAUCCUUGAUUCGUCUGCUUCCAGACAAUUCCGAAGCGAGUAUUAACGCAGCCAUAAAAUUUUACCAAAGUGCUUAUGAUAAACUGCGCCAGGAGAUUGACGGUAUAGACUUCUCGACCCAAACCAGCUCCGUAGCUCCAAUAAUUAUGAGCAUCAAAGACAAUGUUUACCAGAACUUCGCGGCAGAUUCCAAUAAAAACAUAGAGAAUGAUGAAAACGAGCAAGCUGCAGAUAAACCAUUUAAGAGUCAAGUUAAAAAAUACCGUUACUAUGGUCCCAUCGAGAAUUUCAUCCUGAAAUUACUGGCCAAUCACAAGUUACUGUCUUUAGUUGACGACCGCACUGGUAAACUAGCUUUUUUCUGCAUAGCUUGCGAGUAUUAUACCCUCAGGUUCCGCUACGACAGCGUUCUAAACCACGUGUUCAGUGAAUCGCACAUCCACAACCUCUCGUGUAUCUUGCAGGCUGAUAAACACAUUCCUUUCUCCAUGGACGAAACCUCCAUUGAGAAAAUCAAAGAAAUGAACCGUAAGUUCCUUUACGGGCACGACGUCGUCGAAGACGUCAACGGACUGAGAUGUGGCCUUUGCAAAACGUCAAUUGAGCCCCUAGAAGCUUCCACUAAUCAUAUUCUCGACGAGAAUCAUCUUGCCAAGUUGUCAGACAAGCUUUAUCGUAGAAUGAGAGCGAAUAACCCAGACGGGUCGGUCCCAGACGAGUGGGGCCCGAAAGAUUUGGACUGGACAAAGUUCCUAGCGAGCGUCGGGCGGCCGCAGCAUAAUCGAGACCACGUCAUCAUAGAGAACUUCAUCAAACCAUCCGGGAAAAUAGCAAAUUACUGCGCAUGCUGCGACAUGACUCUGAAAGGGCCCAGGCAGGUUUUAUUCAACCACGUCCGCCAGAAGAAGCAUUUACGCAACGCCGCCCCGCACAAGCUGGUGAUGCUUUACAAGAACCAUUGCCGGCCUUCCGAAUACUUCGCCAGUUUCGGCAAUUUCUACGUGUGCACGAUUUGCCCUGAAUACGUCGCGUUGCCGUCUUUCGCCGCGAUAGUCAACCAUUUCGACAGUCAAUUACACGUGGAGACCAUAUCGAAAUUGAUCCGUUCAGCUUUGUAUGCGGACAACGUCGAUAAAGAGUUAUUAGCUGUCCACAAUAUAACCGAAGACGGGAGUAAAUGCGAAUUGUGCGAUGAGAGUUUCAAUAGCAUGAAUGAAGCUAUUAAUCACGUGCUAACCAGCAUCGAGCAUCAGAACAAUGCCGUAGACGUGAAACUCCGAGCGAACAGAGGCGACAUUAUAAGUUUGUACAUGCGUGGUAACUACAUCCUCCAUAGCGAAGGAUCAACUUUUAAUUGCAAAUCGUGCGGCGGUGUAUUCAACUCUAUAAGAUCACUGCUCGCGCAUUUGGUUUACGCCGACCAUUUUACAGUGAGACCUAAUUCGGAGAAUGUUUUCCGUUUUUAUUUGGAGUUGAAGCAUAAUAUUAUCAUGUUGGGGAGGAAUAAGUAUGUGUACUAUGAUUUCGGGAAGCUUAAAUGCGGGGUAUGUGACGGAGAUGUCGCGGAGGGUGAGAACGCCAAGAGGCAUGUUGUGUCUCCGAGGCACAGGGAGAACAUGGGGGCCACUUAUGUUAUGAACGAUGUGACUGCUAUGGAGUGAGUAAAUGCAUGCAGCCAGCUGACGAAGACGUUAAGGUGCGUUCUGACACUAGAGUUACGUUCCACUUGAUCUGACAGCUGUCUAUAGUACAUUCGAAACUGAUACAUAACCACAGAUUUACUAUUUUUAUGAGCUACAGCACAGUUUGCCCGCGCGAAUUAGGCGCCAUCUUGCAUGCAAGUUUAUUUAUACAUAUAUUUCGGUGUUUUUUUUCUGUUGAAUUUUUUAAAAUUAAUUUACAUAUUCCUUGUUCUAUGUCCAUUAUAAUUCAGUUAUUCAGCGGUGUUAUGUUUCGGACUCCGAUUCAAAUGAUCUAUAAAUGCUUGGUUACUGAGUUAUUUUUAAGUGAAACAAAAUGUGAUCAUUGCGCCUGAUAUUACAAAUUUUGAACGUAUCUAAAGUGAAUUGUUACUCUUUAAAACAUUUUUAUAAGCCAUCAAUAUUAAUAAGUCUCUGUUAGAUGCAAAAAUUGUUAAAAUAAAUUGCUCCGUAUUUUUAUCUGUUAAUAGAUAUUUUUGUUAUGGACAUUGUGUAACGAUCAAUAUAUUUUAUCGAUAUCGGCAGUUCGGCUGUCGAUAGAUAUGCUCGGUAACAAAAGUGUUUUGUUCACAAUGAUAUACAUAUUUUUAUUUUAUAUAAUUUAUCCAAUUUAUUCUAGCAUUGAAACAAAACCUUAUGAAUAGAAAAAUGCCUUCAUAUUUCUAGUAGUGUGCCGUUCUCGGGAAUAUAUCCAAUUUAAUACACUCAAUAUAAAACAGUUAAUGGAAAAUUUUAAUUUUUACCACAUCACAAUUAGUAAUAUUUUUAUCACAAUAAAAUUGUCAGGUACCGUUAUUAUUAGCACUCCUCAAUAUCACAAACACUGUAUGAAAUACAAUGAAAACUGUAUUUGUUCUCUGACAAUGUCGAUUUGAGAAAGGCACAUCACUAGUUAAAACUUAUAAUAUUUACUAAACAGAUGUUUUUACAAGUUUCAUAUACUCUUUACAACUAACUAACAUAUACAUUAUAAAUAGUGUACUAAAAUGUUCUUCCAUACAGAUCUAGUUUUAUUAUGCACAUUUUAAUAGGUUUAUUUUUAAAAAUCUUGAAUUUUUUUUGUAUAUAUGAAUGAUAUAACAAUAUUAUGAAAGAUUAUGUUUAUUUGCAUUGUGUGAUUUUAAUUAAGUUAUUAAAUAAUUUGAAGUUUUAAAGAUUAUUCUACUAUUGUUUUGGUAAUUUUAACGAAAAACCACACUGAAAAUUUCUGAAAAUAUGUACAGAAGGGGACACACUUUCCACAGAAAUUUAAUGGGCGAAUCUAAUCUUAAUCAAUUGAUAUUGUAUAGUUUUUGAUCCAAAAUAUUUUAAAUAUCGUUUAUGAUAUUAAAUGCUUGUGCAAUACAAAGUUUUUAGCGAAAAUCAAGUUAAACUUGUCCAAGUCAAAAGCCCAGAAAGUCCAUAGACAUCCAAAAUGAAUAUGCAAUAUGAUUUUGUCAAAUUGUUUAAAUUGUUUCUGACGUGUCGAUCAAAAAUAAAACUAAAUAUCUUUGUGUAUUUUUAUCUGUAAGCAGUUUUAUGCCACUUUUUGGAAUAGUAUAUACAAUUCUGGCUGCGUCCUGGACUAUUACAUUAAAAGAAUGCAAUUAAAAAUAAUAAUAUCCAAAGUUUUUUCACAAAAAAGAUCGACAUUGUAUUUGCAUGAAUUUAUCGAUAUUUGUUGAUGAGCAACACUAGCGUUACUCACCAUUGGUACCAUUUAUUACAUCUUGCCUCUCGCUUGGUAUUCUUGGGAGUGACUUUUUAAAGAACCGCUGUGUAUGUUAAUUUUUGUAUUAUUCGGUGAUUUAGUAAUCAAGAAAUUUUUGGGCAAUUAUUUGAAAAAAAAAAGUGUUAUUUUUGGUUAAACCAUGUGUGUUCUUAUUUAUUUUACAACUUCAAUUUCGAUCUCUGUACAAGGGUAUGUAAGAAAUAAAGACUAAUUCUGCCAACGAUUUUUUUUUACUAAAUAAGAACUUUUUUAAUGUCAAUUGUACAUUAUAUAUAAAAACAAAAUCAUAGAAUGGUUUCUAAAGACGUGAAUUGACUGUAAUAUAAUUUUAGCCAUACAGAAUCAUGAUUUUAGAAUCAGUUGUUUUGUGUCCGUACUUUUUGCGAAAUUGUUUAAUUUGAUGUUAGUUUUUAUUGCGAAGUAACCAUGCCAUAAUAUUGUAACGUUACGAUCGAGUGGAACGAACUGUUCUUUUUUUUUACUUUUUAAUUAUUUUCUAGUGUAUUUUUUAACAUCUCGUCUAUAGCUACGUCUCGUUGAACAAUGAAAUAAUAUUAAAGUAAAUCGUUUUUAAAAUUUUAAUAAAUGAAGUAAUUUUUUAUUUGA
Molecule: messenger RNA, 4975 nt
Organism: Amyelois transitella
Lineage: Eukaryota; Metazoa; Arthropoda; Insecta; Lepidoptera; Pyralidae
Exons: 3
Coding region: 346-2619 (757 amino acids)
Source: RefSeq, a predicted model, not a curated record